Molecule: messenger RNA, 745 nt
Organism: Lontra canadensis (Northern American river otter)
Lineage: Eukaryota; Metazoa; Chordata; Mammalia; Carnivora; Mustelidae
Product: obscurin-like
Exons: 3
Source: RefSeq, a predicted model, not a curated record
GAAGGUGGUAAAUCUUCUCUUGGUCACACAGCUGGUGCAGAGCCUGGAGAUGAUUCCCCUGCCACCUGUUUAGUCCUUUCUCUAGUGCUGCAUGUUGACUUAGAUGGUGUGUUUGACCCUGUGUGUCUCUCCCUGUCCCCAGAGCCUCCAGCUGUGUUUGCCAAGGAGCAGCCAGCACGCAGGGAGGUGCUCUGCAAGGCGGGGGCCAGUGCCACCCUGAGCUGUGAGGUGGCCCAGGCCCAGACAGAGGUGACGUGGUACAAGGAUGGGAAGAAGCUGAGCGCGAGCUCCAGCGUGCACGUGGAGGCCAAGGGCUGCAGCAGGCGGCUGGUGGUGCAGCAGGCGGGGAAGGCGGAUGCCGGGGAGUACAGCUGCGAGGCUGGGGGCCAGAAGGUGUCCUUCCACUUGGACGUCACAGAACCUACACCGGUGUUUGCCAAGGACCAGCCAGCACACAAGGAGGUGCAGGCCAAGGCAGGGGCUAGUGCCACCCUGAGCUGCGAGGUGGCCCAGGACAAGACGGAAGUGACAUGGUACAAAGACGGAAAGAAGCUGAGUACGAGCUCCAACGUGCACGUGGAGGCCAAGGGCUGCAGCAGGCAGCUGGUGGUGCAGCAGGCGGGGAAGGCAGACACCGGGGAGUACAGCUGCGAGGCAGGGGGCCAGAAGGUGUCCUUCCACCUGGAUGUCACAGAACCCUCGGUGGUGUUUGCCAAGGAGCAGCCAGCACGCAGGGAGGUGCUCU